GAUCAUGUAAAUAUGGUGGAUACCAAUCAUCAAUUUUUGCUUGGUCGUUUCAAAAUUUAUUUAUGUUGUGCAAUAUUGUAUAAGUAUCUGCAGUUGUGUUUAAUAAGUAGUUAUUGUUUUAUUAGUUGUUAAUUGUCGCAGUCUUGCUCAUUUCUUAAUUGUAUAAAUUUUAGAUUUAGGGGUUAGGGAGUAAAACUGGAGAAAAUAUGAAUAAAAUACUAUUUUCUUCGAUUAAGGAAGUGAGUAAGAAGAUAAAUUCAGGUGAAAUACGUUCGUCUGAAAUUUUAAAAGCUUCGCGAAAGUUGAUAGAUACUAUUAAACCCCUAAACGCUUACAUCAGUAUAACCUCAAAAUUAGUUGAUCAAGAAUCCGAAGAGAAGGAUGAAAAGGUGGAAAAUAAAGCCACUUUGGGUGAUUUACAAGGGAUAACAAUCGCGAUAAAAGACAAUUUUUGCACAGAAGGUCACCCGACAACAUGUGGCUCCUUGAUGCUUGCAAAUUUCGUGCCGGGUUAUGAUGCUACUGUGUGCAGUCGUUUAAAAAAAUCUGGAGCGAUUUUGACUGGAAAAACGAAUCUUGAUCAGUUUGCCAUGGGAUCUGGAACAGUUGACUCGUUUUUUGGACCGACGAAGAAUCUUUGGGGUUCUGAAUUCAUGGAUUAUUAUUGUUUUGAGGAGAGAGAAAUGGGAAAAAGAAAGGGAUCGUCAUCUAGUGGUGAUAAUUGGUAUAUUGCAGGAGGUAGCAGUGGAGGCUCAGCCGUAGCAGUUGCCAGUGGAACUUGUUACGCAGCUUUGGGAUCCGACACUGGUGGUUCGACUCGAAACCCAGCUUCUUAUUGCGGAUUAAUUGGUUUAAAGCCUACAUAUGGAUUAGUUUCUCGCAAUGGGUUGAUUCCCUUAGUAAAUUCCAUGGAUGUUCCCGGUAUAAUCACAAGAAGAGUCGACGAUGCUUUGUUAAUAUUAAACGCGAUAGCAGGUCCAGAUUCUUCAGACUCUACAACCUUGAAGGAAGACUAUUCUCCAAUUUCUUUACCUGACAGAAUUGAGGUAACUGGAUUAAGAGUCGGAAUUCCAAAAGAGUACCGUUUGUCAGAACUCAGCAACGAGGUAGACGUCUGUUGGCAAAAUGUAGCGCGGAUCUUAGAGGAAGGUGGUGCCAAAAUCAUUCCAGUUUCUCUUCCCCAUACAGAAUUGUCAAUCGUCUGUUACUCUGUUUUGAAUCAGUGCGAAGUCGCGAGCAAUAUGGCACGAUACGAUGGAAUUGAAUUUGGAUUUAGAGCAGACGAAACUUUUUCCACGGAAGAGUUGUUUGCUAACACAAGAGGCAUGGGAUUCAAUGAUGUUGUUAGAAGUAGGAUUCUGGCAGGGAACUAUUUUUUGCUUUCAGAAAAUUAUGAAAAUUAUUUUGUCAAGGCGAUGAAAGUGAGGAGAUUGAUAGCGCAGGAUUUCGAGGCUGUUUGGGAUGCUGGAAUUGAUAUUUUAUUGACGCCUACCACUCUUUCGGAUGCGCAGCUGUAUCGGGAUUUUAUAAAAGCGGACAAUCAGACGCAGUGUUCAGUACAGGACUAUUUUACUCAACCAGCUAAUAUGGCUGGUUUACCUGCUGUGAAUGUGCCCAUUAGUCUCUCUAAAAAAGGCCUGCCACUCUCUUUACAAUUAAUGUCUCCGAUUCUUCAGGAACGUCGAUUACUAAGUGUUGCAAAGUGGAUUGAAGAAAGUGUACACUUUCCAAAACUUUUACUUCGGGACUCGAAUUUGCUCGUGUAAGAUUAGAGUAUGUAAUCUGUAAAUAAAUUGUUAUAUAUGAGCGGAUGAAAGUAAAAACGGGACAUAUAAAAUUUGGGAGUAAAAACGGAACAUACAUUUUUCGGGGUAAAAAGGGAACAAACAAAUCUUCCGAGUAAAAACGGAACAA
Messenger RNA from Belonocnema kinseyi, 1914 nucleotides. It is a transcript of the gene GatA, whose product is annotated as glutamyl-tRNA(Gln) amidotransferase subunit A, mitochondrial. Gene Ontology annotation, biological process: mitochondrial translation; glutaminyl-tRNAGln biosynthesis via transamidation. Gene Ontology annotation, cellular component: mitochondrion; glutamyl-tRNA(Gln) amidotransferase complex. Gene Ontology annotation, molecular function: glutaminyl-tRNA synthase (glutamine-hydrolyzing) activity. The transcript is spliced from 2 exons. The record is from RefSeq and is a predicted model, not a curated record. Lineage: Eukaryota; Metazoa; Arthropoda; Insecta; Hymenoptera; Cynipidae. Bases 207 to 1766 code for a protein of 519 amino acids.